Cricetulus griseus (Chinese hamster) is the source of this 3165-nucleotide messenger RNA. Lineage: Eukaryota; Metazoa; Chordata; Mammalia; Rodentia; Cricetidae. The record is from RefSeq and is a predicted model, not a curated record.
GAGGCCCUAGCCGAUCAGGCUAGUAGGCGGAGCGGGACUGUAAAUGUCUGCGGAAGCUGUCGAGAAGCGUUCCUUUGGGAUAGCCGCAGCUGAGGAGCAGUCCGCGGCUCUGAUAGAGCAAGAUGUAGCCUGCGGCCUGGAGAACAUUCCCUAUACUCCUGACCAUGUAGCUGGGCCUGGAGCAAACAUAGACCCCACACAAAUAACCUUUCCUGGGUGUGCUUGCGUCAAAACUCCAUGUCUCCCAGGCACUUGCUCCUGUCUCCGCCAUGAGAAUAACUAUGAUGACAAUCUGUGCCUCAGGGACAUAGGAUUGGAAGCAAAGUAUGCCAAACCAGUUUUUGAAUGCAAUGUCCUCUGCCCGUGUGGUGAGCACUGCAGAAACAGGGUGGUUCAGAAUGGUCUGCAGUUCCAUCUCCAGGUAUUCCAAACGGAUAAGAAGGGCUGGGGACUACAGACCUUGGAAUCUAUACCCAAGGGGAGAUUCGUCUGUGAGUAUGCUGGCGAGAUUUUAGGAUUCUCUGAAGUACAGAGAAGAAUUCACCUACAAACAACACAUGACCCAAAUUAUAUCAUCGCCGUUAGGGAGCACAUUUAUAAUGGACAGGUCAUGGAAACUUUUGUCGACCCUACCUACAUAGGAAAUAUUGGGAGAUUCCUGAAUCAUUCCUGCGAACCAAACCUGUUGAUGAUUCCCGUCCGAAUUGACUCAAUGGUGCCUAAACUGGCACUUUUUGCAGCCAAAGAUAUUUUGCAGGGAGAAGAACUCUCUUAUGACUAUUCAGGAAGAUUCCUUAAUCAAAUAAGCAGUAACGACAAAGAAAGGAUAGACCAUGGACAACUAAGAAAGCCUUGUUACUGUGGAGCCCCAUCAUGCUCCACCUCCCUGCCCUAUGACAGUUCACUCUACUGCCCCUUAGAAAAACCACACACCAGUUAAGAACUAGUUGAGACUCCUGUCUGCCAGCCUCUCUGAAGACUGAAACCAGAGAGAAUCAAGCAUUAAGUCACUCAUCUGCAUCCUAGUUGCUCUCCCGAAAACGACCUACUCUCAAGGGAAGUGUACCUUGCAGUCAGCAGCUUGCUUAUUCCUGUAAGAAAGACUAGGGGUUGCCCAGCCUUCCCUCUGCCAGGCUGCCUAAAUUUGACUCAAGAAUGAGGCCCAGACUGUAAACAUCCAGCUGUACCCUUUCUCCAGAAUACUUGCUUUAAUAGUUAGAUGCAGGUAAAUGACUGUGUUCAAACUAGCAGGAUACACGCAGAAAUGAUGAAUCCUUGGGUAUCAUCCUUGGGUUUCUUCUUGGAAGCCAGAACCGAUACUUGAUGGCUGGAGUUAGGAAAGGGUCGUGCAGAGAAAAUCAGUAAGAUUUCUGGUACUGUAGAAGACACUGCUAGUCCUGACCUGUUGCCCCUGUACUUGUAGGGGAGAAGCCUAUAACAUUAAGCCACUGUUGCCUUGCAUUUGAGAAAACCUUAUGAUUCAAGAAGACCUCAGCCUUCAAAGCUAGUUUUAUAAUAAAGCUGUUUGGGUUUUUUUUUUUUUUUUUCUGUCUGUUUGACUCCUGAUUUUAUUUCUUGUUUGUUUCUAAUCAUGAAUUAAGGAGAAAGGAUGUUAUCACCUGCUAAAACCUAAUAAUCACCAACAAUAAUGAAGUACAACCGUGAGAAUAAUUGCCAUUUAUAAUCAGGUCAGAAAAGGAAGCCUGUUGUAAAGUUUUGACUACACUCUUGGCUGUGUCCCAGAGCUUAUGAAGUUAGGCUUCAAAACCUCAAACAACCUCACUCCUUCAUUUAUUAAUAACAUAAAAAUAACCAUGUCAACAUCACAGAAGCAGAUGGGAGUUGUAUAACUUCAUUAAACUUCUAGAGGAACACAGGCCUCUGACUGCCUUUCUUAAAACAUGAUAUUAUAAAAACAUAGUUAACUACAGUCUAGGGACUAGAACUCAUGGAUGGAGCUCGUAUCUAGCCCUCCCUAUGUACAACAUAAAUAAGUAAGAAGACAGCUGUUUUGAAACUCAGAUUAAUUCUACAUAUAGUCUGUGAAAAUUAAAUAUCUUAAAAGGUAAUUAUUCAAUCAUGUAUAUUAUUAGUAAAAAGAAAUUGAUUUCUAGAGUACAUAUAAACCAUACUACAAGGAGGCUUUGUGCUUUUAAAAGAUUUAUAUUCUUUACAACAUCCCAUUGUAGUGAAAAAAAUCUAAGUAUUUAGUUGUCCAUCAGAAACAAGGGAACUGUAUGUGAAUUAUCUCAGUAAACAUGACUAUAUCGGAGUUCUUGUUCUCAUAACAUCAGAAAUUACUCCCUGGGUACAAGACAGUAGUUUAUACAUAAAAUGUCCCAAGUUACAAAGGUAUGAUGUCAAAAUUUUCCUCCCAUGAAUUAUUUCUCCCUACCAACUUUUCUGUUACUUUGAUUUCUCUGAAAUCUCUGACUUAAUUUGUGAAAAUCAGCUUGUAUCAUUCACUCCAAAAUGGCUGUUUUCCUUAUACUGUUGCUAAAGAACCCAAGCUACAUGAGAAGCAAGAAGGAAAUCCCUGGGAGAAAAUGUCUGGCUCACUGGUUGAGAUGCUCUUUGGUGUUUUUCAUCCACCCUCUAUUGAACAUCUCCAUCUUGAUUCAGGAAUAGUCACAGAGGACAGUCUGCUUGGAGAUACCUUAGCCCCCACCACCUUGGUACUUCAGCCAUAGAGAAAACGGAAUACAAAGAGACACUGGAGGGUGUGUGUGUGUGUGUCUUUGUCGUAGUUACUUUUCUGUUGCUGUGAUAAAACACUGUGACUGAGGCAACAAAUAAAAGAAAGUGUUUAAUUGGGCUUAUGGUUCCAAUUAGAGUCCAUGAUGGCAAAGGCAUGCCAGCCAGAAGAGCUGAGAGCUCUCAUCUUGAUCCAUAAGUACAGACAGAACUAACUGGGAAUGGUGCAAGUCUUUGAAACCUCAAAGCCCACCCCCAAUGACACACUUCCUCCAACAAGGACACACCUCCUAAUCUUUCCCUAACAGUUCCACCAACAGUGAGCCAAGUAUUCAAAUGUAUGAACCCAUGAGAGUCAUUCUCACUUAAACCAACCAUCACAUCCUUGUGCACUUUCUUAUUCUUAAAUAAAACAAAGUCCUGAAAAAUCAUAUUCUUAAGAUUAAAUUUGAAGUCUUUCUUAAUCACCAA